AUACAAAUUAAUUUCUAAUUAGUUUUAUUAUGUCAUAAAAUAUAGAUAUAGAAUUUCAUGUAUCUCAACUCUCGACAGUCGACACUCUUUGACCAAGUAUCUGGCUUUCUUUUGGUACAUCAUCAACAUGGGUCAAGUUCAAAGCGAGGCAGUUGAUGAAGCUCAAACUCAAAGUGAACCCCAACACUCAUCAUCAUCACCUGCAAGCUCCAUGGAAUCGCUUCUUGCAGAAGCUGCAGCAUAUGGCGAUGAUGAGAAUGAGUCUCUUGAUGCGAAGGCUCAGAAAGCAUUAGAGUGCCCUUGCAUAGCUGACUUGCGAAAAGGCCCAUGUGGGGAACAGUUCUCAGAGGCUUUUCUCUGCUUCCUCAAAAGUACUUCUGAGGAAAAGGGCUCGGAUUGCGUGCAUCCAUUCGUGGCUUUGCAGAAUUGUAUCAAAGCUAACCCUAAUGCAUUUUCUAAAGACAUAUUAGAUGAAGAUGAAGAUGAAGUCAAGAAAGAGGAAGAGCCACCUCCAAGUCCAACAUACAAAAUCUAUCCUCCCCUAUGGUCCAGGGGUCCUCAGAGUCCAAAGUCCAAGCUUUAGGGAAAAGAUUGAAGAUGUCCCAUUUUCACCUUUUCUAGUUCCCCUUAAACUAUACAAUAUAUAUUUUUCCAUAAUGUUAAACCUUAGAUUUAAGUGGUUAGAAAGGGCAUUGUUCAUUCAUUAACCAACUCAUUGAUUAAUGAUUUCAUGCCUUAAAGCUUUCUCAACCCCUUUUGAUCAAUGGACUCCUCAUGUGUAUGGAGGAGUGUAAUUCGUUCGAUAAAUUCCUACCUCUUUAUCUA
Pistacia vera is the source of this 825-nucleotide messenger RNA. Its product is annotated as mitochondrial intermembrane space import and assembly protein 40 homolog. The record is from RefSeq and is a predicted model, not a curated record. Gene Ontology annotation, molecular function: protein-disulfide reductase activity. The transcript is spliced from 4 exons. Gene Ontology annotation, cellular component: mitochondrial intermembrane space. The coding region runs from base 128 to 583 and encodes 151 amino acids. Gene Ontology annotation, biological process: protein import into mitochondrial intermembrane space. Lineage: Eukaryota; Viridiplantae; Streptophyta; Magnoliopsida; Sapindales; Anacardiaceae.